Aureococcus anophagefferens is the source of this 3057-nucleotide messenger RNA. RefSeq lists its product as hypothetical. Gene Ontology annotation, cellular component: membrane. The record is from RefSeq and is a predicted model, not a curated record. Bases 1 to 3057 code for a protein of 1018 amino acids. NCBI's taxonomy places the organism in Eukaryota, Pelagophyceae, Pelagomonadales, Pelagomonadaceae. The transcript is spliced from 3 exons. Gene Ontology annotation, molecular function: serine-type endopeptidase activity.
AUGCACGACGACGCGUCGGCGGAUGGGGACGAGCGGUCCAUCUUCCUGGGCCUCGUCGCGGAGCACGACGAGCGGUCCGAGGACGGCGACGACGUCGUCCACCCGGAGCCGUCCCACGAGCACCACCAGGACAUCUCCCUCUUCCGGCGCCUGCUCCAGGCCGAGGACGACAGCGUGCGCGGCCGCUCCCCGUCGCCGGAGCGGCCGCCGCGCUACGAGACCUACGCGCGGGGCGCCGACGUCGAGGCCGGCGACGCGCCGCCGCCGCCGCCCGCGGCGCGGCCGCGGCGCGCGUCGACGGUCACGUUUUCGCCCGAGAUGACGAGCAGCCCCGCGCCGCCGCGGCCGCCGCCCCUCGACAUCCUGAAGACGCCGACGGCCGCGCGGCCGCGGCCCCGGUCGAGCACGGCGUCGUCGCUGCGGUCGUCCAUCGGCAGCGACUUCGACCACCUCGACGCCGCGGCGCUCGCGGCGCUCAGCCCCUUCAGCGACCUCACGUCGCCGGAGACGAUCAAGCACGAGAUGCACGUCGCCAUCCACAAGCUCAAGCGGAAGCUCGAGGCGGGCCUCGAGCUGCGCCAGGUCAUGCGCGACCCGACGAGCGCGACGGGCCGCGCGGUCGUGCCCGUCAAGGUCUUCCGCGAGCCCGGCGGCUUCUGGUGGCACCAGCCCGCGGAGCAGCGCCGGUUGCUGAAGCGCAUGAGCACGCUGCGCAAGCGGUCGACGAGCGGCGACGCGCGCGGCCGCUUCUCGCGCGGGUCGUCGCUCGGCGCCGCGUUCGCGUCGUUCCGCAAGGGCUCGUCGAGCUCGGACUCGGACUCGGACGGCGACGACGGCGACGACGGCGACGACGGCACGGCGACGAGCGCGUCGUCCCUCGAGUACCCCGGGGGCAUCGACUCGAGCAUCUACGCGGGGGACCGCGCGCACGUCCGGUGGAGUAGCGUCGCGACGCUCUGGCCGGCGCUCUCAAAGGAGAAGCUCGAGGGCCUCGACGAGCGACACGCGAAGCACACCUUCUCCAUGCACCUCGACGACGGCACGGAGCUCGACUUCACCGUGCCGUCGAAGCUCGUCCACCGCGCUUUGGUCGUUGGCUUCGAGUGCGCGCUGCAGCACCUCCGCGCGCGGAAGCGCGCGAGCUCGAGCGUCGACGGCGCGAACGCGCGCGCCUUCGGCGCGCCGCCCGACGACGACGACCUGGACGAGCUCCUGGACAAGGAGGAGGACGCGUCGGGCAAGGUCCACGCGGCGCGCCAGCUCACGUGGACGGAGCGCCUGGGCCUCCACCACCUCCACGCGCUCUACCGCGACGACCACCACCCGAGCCGCCACGGGAAGAUCGAGAAGGGCGCCAAGGUCCACAUCUCCCACGAGGAGUUCCUCGACGACGACCACCCGUACCACAUCGAGUUCCCCGUGCCCCUCAAGCCCGGCGAGCGCAAGCGGCGCUACGUGCGCCUCCAGAUGCCCUGCCCCCUCUUCCGCGCGGGCAUGUACCUCUCGGGCGAGGUGCUCAAGAGCCACAAGUCCAAGGCCGACGACGUCGUCCGCUACACCGUGAAGUACACGGGCGGCCCCUUCUACCACGUCGACGACCGCGACGUCGCCCUGUCGACGGCGUCGCGGCGCCUGAGCCGGAGCCUGCACCGCGCCGCGGCGGGCGCCAAGGGCGCCGCGCGCCGCGCGUCGGGCGUGCUCCACCUGAUGGACCACGGGGGCGCGGAGCGCAAGGAGGAGGCGCCGCGGGACGACGACGACGACGACGACGACGACGACGACGACGACGACGACGACGACGACGACGACGAGGCCGCCGUCUUCAAGCGCCCGCCGGACAUGCCCGAGGGCACGCGCAUCGUCGGCGUGCAGCGCGAGUUCAUGGACGUCGACAUCGCGUUCCAGGCCAACAGCCUCUUCCCCUACUUCACGCUGCUGCUCCUGGCCUUCUACUGGGCCAAGUUCUUAGGCGACCACAUCAACAACAACCUGGAGAUCCACGAGCGCCACGGGUCGCUGCGCCACGCGCUCGAGGCCGUGUCCGACUUCGGCCACGGCUGCGAGCUGCAGGCGAUGGAAUACUCGCGGCUCUUCACGUACCAGGCCGUGCACCUCGGCGUGGAGCACAUCUUCACGAACAGCGCCGUCUUCCUCAUUUUAGGGUCCGUGCUCGAGAUGGUCCACGGGCCCUUCAUCGUGGUCAUGUUCUGGGCGGGCGUCGUCGUCGGCGCGAUGGUCGCGCAGAUCUUCGACACCUACAGCCGCGUCGUCGGCUUCAGCGCGGGCGUCUAUUGUAUCCUGGGCAUCCACUUCGGGAAUCUGGUCAUGAACUUCCACGAGAUGCGGGACGGCAUCCUGAACCGGUGGACGCGGCUCGCGAUCUUCGGCGGCUUCUUCUCCAUCGACAUAUUCUUGUCCAUGAGCUCGAACGUGUCCGUGACGAUCCACUUCGCGGGGUUCCUCAUCGGGUCCCUCAUGAGCUGCGUCUUCAUCCACGAGCUCGUGUCGCACCGCCACGUGAAGGUCAUCAAGUGGCUCGCGCGCGGCGGCCUCGCGCUCGGCUUCUCCAUGACCGUCUUCCGCUACCACUUCUUCAUCGUCGAGGCGGACCCGCCGCGGCCCCUGACCUACCUCGCCCGGGCCCAGACCAAGGACUGCUGCUACCUGCUCCGCCGGUGCCACAUCGACGCGGACUUCUACCCGGCGUUCCAGUGCGAGGACCGCGAUACGGACUACACGUCCCUCUUCCGGGGCACGGGCACCGUGCUCAAGCGCCGCAUCGAGAUCCUCUGGGGCAUCAACGCGACGCUCGCCGCGCGCGACGACGGCGGCGCGUUCUCCGACUGCGAGUACAUCGAGGACUGGCUCCAGCAGGUCUGGCUCUUCUUCAUCGACAGGCGCGACACCUACGAGCAGGUCGACUCGCCCUGCGACGUCACCUUCAAGGACGCGGUCUGGGGGGAGGCGGAGUGGACCUGCGACGACGCCGUCGCCCGCGGCUGGACCUGCGACUGGCUCGCCGACGCGGGCUACGACUGCGCGGGCUGUACGUGCUAA